AUGCGUCUCACCGACACGCUGCCGCUCCUGCGGCCGUCGAUUCUCUUUCUCGUCUGUGUCCUCGCUGUGGCUGUGCGACUCUUUGCCACUCAGCGGUAUGAGAGCAUCAUCCAUGAGUUUGAUCCUUACUUUAACUUUCGGACAACGCAGUAUCUGACCUCGCACUCGUUCUACGAUCUGCACAACUGGUUCGAUCCCAUGGUGUGGUACCCGCUUGGUCGGGUUGUGGGAUCGACGGUGUACCCGGGGCUGAUGGUCACCGCUGGAGCUGCGCAUUACGUCAUCACCUCGCUCCUUGGUCCGCUGGAGAUCAGGCUGGUGUGCGUGUAUCUGGCGCCGGUCUUUGCCGCGCUCACCUCGCUCGUCGCCUAUGCCACUAUUGCCGAGCUCCACUCGUACUCGGCUGGCCUCCUUGCCGCCGCGCUCAUCUCGGUUGUUCCGGGCUACAUUCAGCGGUCGGUGGCGGGAUCGUACGACAAUGAGGCUGUGGCUAUCUUUGCGCUUCUCUUUACGUUCUACUCGUGGAUGCGUGCGGUGCGGACCGGUGCGCUGUCAUGGGGCGUGGUCUCUGCGCUGGCGUACUUUUACAUGGUUGCGUCCUGGGGCGGCUACGUGUUCAUCAUCAACCUCAUUCCGCUCUACACUGUGGUCAUGAUCCUUGUGGGACGGUUCUCGCGGCGGCUGUACGUAGCGUACUCGACGUUUUGGGUCGUGGGCACGCUCGCGUCAAUGUCGCUGCAGAACAUCCUGUUUAUUCCGGUCCAGACUGCAGACCACAUGGCGGCUCUGGGCGUGUUUGUGGGCAUGCAGGGCCUCAUGCUUGUCCUCUUCCUCCAGUCGAAGAUGUCGCCACCGACCUUCCGCGCCUUUCUCAAGGUCUCGGGCGUCGGCCUGGUGGUGGGUGGCCUUGCGGCGCUGCUUCUCGCCUCGGUCCUGCCGGGCACCUCGGGCCGGCUGCUCUCGCUCCUCGAUCCGCUCGGCAAGCACAUGGCCAUCACCAAGUCUGUCUCGGAGCACCAGCCGAUGGUGUGGACCAACUUUUUCAUGGACCUGCACCUGCUCACGGUCUUUAUGCCCAUCGGCGCGUACGUGUGCUUUUCCAAGCCGUCAGACGGUGGGAUUUUCCUCAUCAUGUACGCGGUCACAGCCGUGUACUUUGCCUCGGUCAUGGUCCGACUCAUUCUUGUUGUGGCGCCCGUUGCCUGCCUUCUCUCGUCCAUCGGCAUCACGUCGCUGCUCGACACGUACCUGGCGGCGUUUGUGGCGGUCGACGACAAGGGCGAGAAGCGGGCGGAGGAACAGCGUAGCAAGGGCGCGACGCCGGCGCCGCCACGCGGCCUGGCCAUAGGCGUCGUCUGCGUCGUUGCCUUUCUUCUGGUCUUCUAUGUGGUUCACUGCACUUGGGUCUCGCAGGCAGCAUACUCGGAGCCGUCGAUUGUGCUGUCGACGCGGAGUCAUGCCGGGCGGGUCAACUUUGACGACUUCCGCGAGGCGUACUACUGGCUGCGGAUGAACACGCCGGAAGACGCCAAGAUCAUGUCGUGGUGGGACUACGGGUACCAGAUUGCGGCCAUGGCGAACCGGACGACGCUUGUCGACAACAACACGUGGAACAACACCCACAUUGCCACAGUCGGCAAGAUGAUGGCCUCCAACGAGACCGCAGCCUACCCGCUCCUACGCCAGCACGACGUCGACUACAUCCUGGUGGUCUUUGGCGGCUUCCUGUGGAUGGUCCGCAUCUCUGGCUCAGUCGACUCAUCCAUCAAGGAGGCCGACUACAUGUCGCCGGUUUCGGGCCGUUACGCGGUUGACGACUCGGCCUCGCCCACCAUGAAGCGCUCGCUCAUGUACAAGAUGUGCUACUACCGAUUCGGGACCCAACAGACCGACCCCUACCGCUCCGCCGGCUAUGACCGCGCCCGCGGAGUCGAGGUCGGCGUCAAGAACAUCCGUCUCCGCUACCUCGAGGAGGCCUACACCACCGAACACUGGAUGGUCCGCAUCUACAAGGUCAUCCACCCGACCGCCCUCUCGCCGCCGCCGGCCCGCGCCAAGGCCCGCCGCGCCCUCCGCGCCGCCCGCAAGGCCGCAAAGUCCUCCAUCCGUGCCAAGGCCGCUGCCGCAGGCUCUACCCGCGUCCUCACCCCUGGCCAGCGCGCUGAGCUCUCUGCCCGCGACGCCGUCACUCGCCGCAUCGCCGCACACAACCCGUUCCUCGACCUCUCGCCAGCCCUCGGCGCCGCGGGCAAGAGCCGGAAGACCAAGGCUCGCGCGACCCCGUCGCGUGCCGCCAAGCGCAAGGCUCGUGCUGCCCAGCGCAAGGCUCGUGCCGCCAAGGCUACCAAGGCUGCCAAGGCUACCAAGGCUGCCAAGGCUGCCAAGGGUGGCAAGGGUGGCAAGGCUGUUGGCAAGGGUGGUAAGGGUGCCGCCAAGGGGGCCAAGACCAAGUGA
Molecule: messenger RNA, 2454 nt
Organism: Thecamonas trahens ATCC 50062
Lineage: Eukaryota; Apusomonadida; Apusomonadidae
Product: oligosaccharyl transferase
Exons: 3
Coding region: 1-2454 (817 amino acids)
Cellular component (GO): membrane
Molecular function (GO): oligosaccharyl transferase activity
Source: RefSeq, a predicted model, not a curated record